Molecule: messenger RNA, 1972 nt
Organism: Planococcus citri (citrus mealybug)
Lineage: Eukaryota; Metazoa; Arthropoda; Insecta; Hemiptera; Pseudococcidae
Product: trypsin-like
Exons: 7
Coding region: 226-1170 (314 amino acids)
Biological process (GO): proteolysis
Molecular function (GO): serine-type endopeptidase activity
Source: RefSeq, a predicted model, not a curated record
UUGGUAUGGCACUUCCUUUCGCAAUUCUGUGUUUUCAUUUACCUACUUGGAGUUCUUCCGAGUUCUUCGCAUCUUUUGUUAGUGCUCUUGCAUGCAUUGUGAUAUUUUAUGUUGAUCUAUUUUAUGCGUGGGUUAUCGUCGGAUACGUUUCACUUGAUUGUGCUAUUGUUUUUCUAAUAGUGGUAGUUCUGUUAUACUACCCAUUUAUCUACAUUAUCGUUCAUCAUGUUUCUUGCGUCUGUGAUCGUAUUUGUUACUGUUGUCAUGAUUCAAUUGCUGCAGAUGCCAACAGCUGAAUGCUUAUUCAUCAACAGACGAUUUCCUGUGACAGAUACUCUUCACACGCCACAAAAAAGCAUAGGAACGGUUGUUUCAAAGUGUCCUAAAUGCGAUUGUAGAAUAUCAACUCGAAAAAAGAGGGUUGUUGGAGGAAUCGAAGCCAAAGAAAACGAAUUUCCUUCGAGGGUAUCCUUGAGAACAGAAGGCCAGUUGUAUUGCGGAGCUACAGUCAUCACAAAGCAACAUUUGUUAACUGCUGCACACUGCGUGACGAAGUACACUGCAGAAACAAUUGAAGCAUCUUUGGGUGAACGUAAUCGAGAACUAACAUAUGAUGUAAACAAAAAAACAGUACGUAUCAGAGAGAUAAUUCGACACCCGGGAUUUAAUUUGUCAUCUUCAGAUAACGACAUCGCAAUUUUGAAAUUAAACGGCAGGAUAUCAUUCAAUACCUCUCAAAUUCAACCAGCAUGCCUACCAAAUUCUGAAAAUCGAGAUUACACCGGUUACUUUGGCACCAUUUCUGGAUGGGAUCUCACUGAUAAAUGGCAUAAGUCCCUAUCUAACAAGAUGCAGAAAGUAGAAGUUCCUAUCAUUCCGAAUGAAAAUUGUAGGAUUUAUUCUAGUUAUCGAUACUCGGCGAAUCCAAUUACUGAUAACAUGAUGUGCACGGGAUACUAUUUCACAGGACAAAAUGCCUGCAAUGGUGAUAGUGGCGGACCUUUACAAAUCAAACUUGAUGGACUUGGAACCGUGGAAACUGUUGGGAUUGUUUCUUGGGGUUAUAAGUGUGCUCCUCCAUAUUAUUACCCUACCAUCUACACUCGAAUUGAUAGAUAUAGACGUUGGAUACUUGAUAACAUAGGAGACGAAUGUUUAUGUGAAAUUUGAAGAUCAUUAUUGAAAAAUGGUCAUGUAUUUAUAAAGUAGAUAUAUAGGUACUUAUAAUGUUUGAGAAAAUGCAUAUAAAAUGAUUUUUCCCUUACUUUUUGCCUUUAAAAAAAUCAAAAUUGAGAAAAUGUGUAUUAAUGGUACCUAUUUUUUUGUAAUUUCACAAGAAAUUCAAAUAUUUGGACUAUAAUUUUUUUUGGCAAUCUUUGGAGAAUUUGGAUUGUAAAUUUUCGUCAUGCCUUUAUUCAUUGAUUUUUUGGUUCAAUUUACUUGUGCAUAAAUAUGUACUUGAUAUUUUGGUUUGUGAUCUCAUCUUUCAGCAGUAAAAAAUCAAUGCCUUUAGCCUUUAUUGGAUAUUUUCAGAAAGGAUACCUUCUAUGUGAGCUAUGAAAACAAAAUGAAAUUUUGCAAGAAGUCCAAAUAUUUCAACAAAAACAUUUUUGAAUAUUUUUGACAAAUUUGCAGCUCAAAAUUAGGUAGAUGAUGAUUUUAAUACUUCAAUCUGUGAGGUUCAGUUUUAUUGGGCCAAUAGGCUUUUCUUGUUCUCCUCAAAUCUUUGAGGCUUUAAAUUUCAUUGAACCCGUAGGUUUUCAUUGUCUCUCGGAUAUGACUUUUUUUUUUUCAAUUUACCUAUAUCUAUGUGCUUCACAUUGUAUAGUGUUUUAGCUUAUUUUGUACUUUUUUUGAUUUUUUAUUUGAAAAUUCAAUUUUUGUUAAAAUUGUUAACAUUUUUUUAAAAAAUCGUGUAUAUUUGGAUGUUUUUGUUUAUUCAUCUUUAGUUUUAUCUUAGUACCUCUCUAGG